AUGCCGUCGGAGUGCAUCGAAGAGGCCAUUUCGCCGGAUCACCCCAACGUGAGUGAAUGGGUGUGGCAAGCAAACGAAAAGUUGCUCAAGCUCCGGCCGGUCUCCGAUCCGAAGAGACCGGAGGUUGAGCGAGGAGCAGAAAAGGGAAGAGAAGAGUGGGGAUUAAUUGGUCGAAGUGGUGCAGAUGGGGUCGAAGCGAAUCGGUUGAAAGCACCUGCAGCGCCCUGCCAUAUCGAUCAAAGCCUUGUCUCGUUCGGCUCGUCUCCACCGCCCUCGCCCAAGGCUGCUUUCGGUCACAGCGAGCGGUCCAGCAGUCCAGCAGUCCAGCAGUCCAACGCUGGGCUUCUUUCGAAUCUGCAAAAAUCAGAUGUCCAUGUCUCAGAUGGAGCUGCACCCUGGUCGCAGGAAGCAAAGCCUCCGACCCGACCAGCGCACAGGCGAGCUGCCAUCUUCAUUUUCAUUUUGCGCUCCGCCACAUUGUCUGCACUGGGGCCCAGUCCGGCGCAGGUCACUCGACAGCAGCAGCAAAAGCGGGGACGUCACGACGAUUGGUGGAUGGUGACUAGCUUGUCGCGCAAGGUCGGAGGGGCCGGCGCCUUUCUGGCUCUGGCCCUGGCUCUGGCUCUGGCUCUGGCUCUGGCUCUGGCUCUGGCUCUGGCUCUGGCUCUGGCUCUGGCUCUGGCUCUGGCUCCGAGCAUUGCAGGGAAGCACGUCCACGAGGGUCCAGCCAGCUCGCUUGUUCCUGCUGUGCUCCAGACGGGCUUGGCGCCGAGCUGCCCUCCGAUGCGAACUGGUCGCGAAACGAGGCUGGUCCCCUCUUCGGCCAACCCCGAACUCUCGCCGCUCGUGAGCAGAGCCAGUUCAAUCCACGCAGCCCACCAAAUAAGCACACGAUCCGCAUCCGAGCUGCUCGACAUACUCGGCUGCGUCCAAGCGAGUCUUUUGGGUCCGAGCCAGAGGCGUCUAUUCGCCACUCUCUCUUCAUCUUUCCAACACCUCGCUUCGGACCAUGGCAAGGAGCAACGUAGCAUGCAUGUCAGCUCACUGCGUGUCGAAAGGCUGGCGUGGACGAAUCGACCGAUGGCCCGCUGUGGAUGCACAGCGUCGGCUUUCGGGCGUGAGAUGGCGGCCAUUCUCGUCGGCAGGCGUGCAGCACCAUUCCUGCACUUUAUGCAUCGAGCCCAGCAGGCAGACUUGCUCUCCAAGCAAGGCCAGGCGAAAGCAGACCCGAUCCUGCACAGACGCCACCCGCCCUCUCCCGGCAUCGGAUGCAGCGCCUACGGCCAAGCGAGCGCGCUAAUGCCAGCCAUCGUCUCCGUCCAGCGCGGGGCAAACAAAAGCCGCACCGGCAACAGUCGCCCUCCAAAGCCCGGCAAUCCACCCGGAGGUGAACAGUCUAACACGUUGCACUUUUUCUUCAUCCGCACCGUGCACAGGCCCGUCUUCCGUCUCCCGGAGCCCGACACCAUGUCCUUACCUCAGCCCGCCUCGGAUGCUCGGUACGCCGUGUCCACCGUCACCCUAGAGAUCCCGCUUGCCGCACCCAUCACGCAGGAAUCACCAUCACCGUAUACGUAUCAAGAUGGCGCCACAACCAAGCCGGUAAUCUCGGCAGAUACGAUCCUUCUCACAAUCUACUAUCCCACCGAGCAUGCCAACAACGGCGAGACUGGCUCAAAACUCGACUGGCUCGAGGCGCCCAAGAUGCGCAGCAUUGGCGGCCUGCUCAAGUAUGCCGGCAUCCCCAAAUAUCUGGCCCUUCCUAUCCUCGUCCCCGCAUACAACGUCGUAUCUCAGAAGCUUCCAGCAUCCGUCGACCAAUCGCUUGCCUCCACCAAGGACUCGGCCGAUUUCCCCGUGGCCGUCUUCAGCCACGGCAUGGGCGGCACGCGUACAGCCUACUCCGCCUACUGCACUUCACUUGCAGGGUCGGGCAUCAUCGUAGCUGCUGUCGAGCACCGCGAUGGAUCUGGCGCCUCGACCACCAUCUAUCACCCUGAUGCCAAGGAUGGCAAACCCUCGGCAUCCCCUGGCUUCUUCAAAUGGCUCACUGGCGGAUCCAACGCCAAGAUCGAAAACAAGAUCUACGUCCGUCCCGCAGAGGUCGAUGGCAAGCCGGAACCGCUCGACCUGCGUCGUGCCCAGGUCGAGAUGCGCCGUCGCGAGGUGCUUGCCGUCUUUGACGUGCUCUCGGACAUUCAGGCUGGCAAGGCCGCCUCGCUCGUCGAGUCGUGCACCCGCACGCAGAAAGACGACGCCAAGACGCGCAAGACGCGCUCCCAGCUCCUCGCGGCCUUCGCAGGCAAGCUUCGUAUGGACGACGCCUGGCUCAUUGGGCACAGCUUUGGUGGUGCCACCGCCAUCCAAGCGUUACGCCACACCGACUGCCCAUUCGCACAGGCUCUUGUGCUGGAUCCUUGGGUCGAGCCCGUCCCCAUCAGCGGAGAAGGGGUGGUGCCAGUGAGCAAACCGCUCUACACCAUCAACAGCGAGGACUUCACCCAGUGGAAGACGCACAUGGACGAUGUCGCCGUCAUCUCGCGCGCGUCCAAGGCGAGCACAGGAGGUAAAGGGUGGCUUCUCACUAUCGGCGCCGAGGGCACCGAAAAGGUGGAUGCGGCCGCGCCAGUGGCUGCUGGACCGCCUUCGCGACUGGUCAUCGUUCAUGACAUGUUUGGCACUCUCUUUGGGCUCACCGCCUGCAUCGACGCGCUCGUUUCGCUGUUCCCGGAGCAACUGCAGGCGUCGGACAAGCUCCCUCCCAUCGUACCCGAGCUGAUCGUCAUGGACUGGUUCCAUGCGACCCAACGCGACUUUACCUACUCGAGCGCCUGCGGCCAGUACAAGCCCAUCGGCGAGAUCUUCAAGGGCACUCUGCCGCGCGUGUUGCUGCAGGCAGGCAUCUUGCCGAAGAAGAACGCGGCACAUCAGGCGCUUGCCAAGGCAGGCUCGUUUGCAGACGGAGGAGCCGCAGAAGAAGCGCUCGAGAAUCCCUUUGACCCUAGCGUGGUCGAGACGAUGAUGGGCGCGCUCAAGAAGCUUCAGCCGAGGCCGGGCAUGGUGGACGCACUCACGCGCAUCUACCGCGACCGCGAUGGCAAGGGACGGCUACCCGCCUCCGUCAGCAAGGUCGACGUGUGGGCGGCGACCAACGGCUCGCUCGAGCUCGGGCGCGGCUCGUUCCUGCGUGUCCUGGGCGAUAGUGAUGGUGCCGACCUGGACAGUGACGCAGCACAAUCCGGCCGGAGCGCCCAGCACAACGCAGUGGGUUCAGGCAUCGGUCUGUUUAGCUGUGACGAGAUCGGCGUAGCCAAGCCGGAUCCCAAGGUGUAUGCCGAGGUGCUGCGUCGCAUCCAGGCCGAGCCCAUCGACCCAAAUGCGGCCAAGAAGGAGUAUCAGGGCAUCUGGUUCGUAGCCUCGCACACGUGGGAUACGUUUGCGGCCAAGCAGGCCGGCUUCCGCACGGCCUGGGUCACGUACGAAGAGUUCUACUCGUGCCCGUCCGUGUACGGCACUCCGGACGUUGUCGGCAGAAACUUGGAGGAAGUAGCCGAGAAGAUCCUGGCGUUCGAGCGCGACCUGUGCAGCAAGAACGGCAACGCUCCCGCUCAGGGCUGGACGUACCACAAGGAGCAGCAGGAGCAGACGAUGCCGGGGAGCCAGCACACGUCGUUCUCCGACUUUCCCUUCCUGCUGCCGUCCAUGUCCAAGUUCAUCGGCAGCGUCGCGGUCCAGUCGAUCCUCGAGGUCAAUGCCCAGAUCACGCAGCGCAUGGCGCUCCAGAACAAACGCGAGGAAUCCGACGGCGUGUUUGCCGGCUUGAAGGGCAAAGACGACGCAAAAGAGUGGCGCAUCUGGAAGGAGGGCAAGGCACGACCCACCGAGCUUCCCACCGAGGCCAUCGGCGGCGACAAGAACCGCCAAGGCCGGCUCAUCGUGCACGCUCUGUAA
This is a messenger RNA of Moesziomyces antarcticus, 3951 nucleotides long. RefSeq names its product phospholipase A2. NCBI's taxonomy places the organism in Eukaryota, Fungi, Basidiomycota, Ustilaginomycetes, Ustilaginales, Ustilaginaceae. The record is from RefSeq and is a predicted model, not a curated record. The transcript has 9 exons. Bases 1 to 3951 code for a protein of 1316 amino acids. Gene Ontology annotation, molecular function: 1-alkyl-2-acetylglycerophosphocholine esterase activity.